This is a messenger RNA of Nothobranchius furzeri (turquoise killifish), 3218 nucleotides long. It is a transcript of the gene nudt4b, whose product is annotated as nudix (nucleoside diphosphate linked moiety X)-type motif 4b. NCBI's taxonomy places the organism in Eukaryota, Metazoa, Chordata, Actinopteri, Cyprinodontiformes, Nothobranchiidae. Gene Ontology annotation, biological process: diphosphoinositol polyphosphate metabolic process; adenosine 5'-(hexahydrogen pentaphosphate) catabolic process; diadenosine pentaphosphate catabolic process. The record is from RefSeq and is a predicted model, not a curated record. Gene Ontology annotation, molecular function: endopolyphosphatase activity; diphosphoinositol-polyphosphate diphosphatase activity; bis(5'-adenosyl)-pentaphosphatase activity. Gene Ontology annotation, cellular component: cytoplasm; nucleus.
GCGUUCACGGAGUCAGCGCCCAUGAGCAAAGAGAGAGGAGAGCUGCGAGGUCUACAGCAGAUUCCCUCCCUGCGGGACCGCACUCAUUUACCAUCACUGGUAGCAUCUACUCUUGAUGUUGGAAAGUCCUGAGUGGUCCGACGUGGAUCUGUCCUGCUCCCCUUCCGCUGAUGACUGAUCAUCCCGGACCUUUGAUGCAGAGAUUAGCAACGAUGCGGCGGCCCUGCUGUUAACUGGUUGGAGAUAUUUAACGAUCGUCAUUUAAAAAUAACAGUUUUCCGGCUCUGCCAUUAAGGAGGGUGAGCGAAUUACACCCAUGAUGAAGCUAAAACCGAACCAAACCAGAACAUACGACGGAGAGGGUUUUAAGAAAAGAGCAGCGUGUCUGUGCUUCAAGAACGAACGUGAAGAAGAGGUUCUGCUGGUCAGCAGCAGUCGGCACCCGGAUCAGUGGAUCGUUCCCGGAGGAGGAAUGGAGCCGGAGGAGGAGCCAUGUGGUGCCGCAGUGCGAGAGGUCUUCGAGGAGGCCGGUGUAAAGGGCAAGCUGGGACGCCUACUAGGUGUUUUUGAGCAAAACCAGGAUCGGAAGCACCGGACGUACGUGUACGUGUUGACUGUGACAGAAACACUCGAGGCCUGGGAGGACUCGGUCAACAUAGGUCGUAAGCGGGAGUGGUUCACUGUGGAAGAAGCCAUCAAAGUUCUGCAGAGCCACAAACCUGUUCACGCUGAAUACCUGCGGAGGCUCCAGCUCAGCUGCUCCCCCACCAACGGGAACUCCAUCCUCCCAAGCCCGCCUCCAAAUGACAACUACCCCCAUUACAGCAUGACCGCCACCACGCCGACGACGGGCAGCGUGCUGGGCUCCUCCUGCAGAUAGGACUGCACCGCCUCUUCCUGUCCGCUUUGGACAGCUUACCAAAAGUCUGUACAGUCUCUUGCAUGAAUCCAAUGACUUCUGCGAGCCACGGCUCACUUGUAUUUAUAAUUUCUAAUCAUAGCUGCAGGACUAAAGACCAAAGCUUUUACAGAAUUGUGGUAAAGACUUGAAUGGGGAAUCCACACCUCUGGACACGGCUAAUUCAUGGAAUUUGUAUUAUAUAUUUUUUUUUCUUCUGGGAAAUACCAGGAUGCAGUUUUGGAGGAAGAAGCUGCAGACUCUGCUGACGUGAAUAACCCACAGUGAAGGAAUGCCUUACAGAAACUUUGUAUGAAUGUUCUAUUUGGGCUGUUUUAUCUCACCAAUGGUCAUCUUUACCUUUUGGCAGUGUUGCCAGUAAAGCGAUACCUGGUCCCCAGAGAGCACAAGUGUGCAGAAUGUCUCCUCAUGAUGGUAACCAUAAAUAUAUUGAAUAUUUAUUAAACAGAAGACAUCUAAAUGUGUGAAAAAUUUCUUUUGUCAGGUUUUUUUUUUUACAAAAUAAAACAAAAUUUUAGCUACAUGAACAAGUAAGUUCAAUCACUGCGUUUUUAAUAGUCGUUUUAAAUGAAAUUAACAACAAGCUCCAAAAUAAAAGUUUAAAGUACUUUCUACCUCAGUAAACUGGAUAUGAUUGUCCUGUUUUGUGACUUCUGAUGCAGCACUACUGUUUAAAUUUCACCACGUGACCGAUCUGAGAAAUGUUCAACCUUUUUAUUUAUCAGCUCUUUCUCUUAAGUAUUAAAUCAUGUCUGCUGUUAUUCUGCAGACUUCCAAAGAAUUAAACUAUGAGGACAAACAAAACAGUUUAUUUUGAAUAAAAACAUUAGUGAUUUUCUGAUUUUACUUCUGAAUACUGCAAUUUGUAUCAGACCUCACUGUUCUAACUGAAGAUCAGCUACCGUUUCCUUGUUAAAUGUGGUUUAUACUGAAAAAUUACAAAUGAAUCCACCAAUUACUGUAUUUUAUGAUUAUAUUGUAGCCUUGAUAGCUGAACUGAGAGUCGUGGAGUUUCAGAAAAGGAAAUCCAGUUUUAACGUGGGCCAUCUCUUCUAAAUAAAGGUAAACUAAUUGGAAAACUAAAUAGAUUUGAAAAGAAAAUUCUCAAAAAGAAGCUGUUUUCCUCUUGCUCGCGCAACUACCCCUUCAAAAUAAAAGCCUUUCCCCUUGCUUUGACAGCUUGAAUGACAAUUUGUUGUAAACCACAGAGAGAUUUGUAAAUAAAGUUAGGAAGUGUUGUAAAAUGUGUUUUUAAACCGAAUGUACUUGUAAAUUUCUCUUAAUAUUUUCUAUAUUUUUAAAAGAUGUACAAGCAGCAGAAAAUGAGGAAGCGUGUACAGCAUUGGGUGUUUUCACCACAUUUGAUGAUGCCACAGGCUUUUAAUGUGAAGGGUUCUGAAAAUCCCUCUAAAACUCGAGAUGCGCUUCAAAAUAAGAUGUCGCGUUAACUGGACUCUGAUUAAAACAUCUGCAAAGAAUGAAGACAGAGUUGAUGGUUAAUGUUAAAGUUGACAUGUUUUAGGAAAAUUGUGUUAAAUUGUUGCUCAUUUUGCUAACAGGUUUUUAUUUUUGUGCCAGCCAGGCUGAAUUGUGCAGAUGCAUUAAUUAAUUUUUUGUUGUGAUUGAAAUAUAAUCAUAAAGAUCAAAGUAAUUGUAUAAUGUUUGAUUCCUUUUCUUUAAAAGCGGGAAAACGAUUCUGUCAUUGAUCACACAGGAGGUUAGUUUUGUCACCUUCAAGCCUGGUUUCCUUUAUCCUCCCUUUUGGUGCUCUGCUCUGCUCCUCCAGUAUUUCAUUCAUCAGUUAUCUAUCAUCUUAGCCUCGGUUGGCUGGCUUCUGUGUCUGUAUGUGCAUAAAUGUUUAUUACAGGUUGAUGAGUUUCAAAUGUUAUGUGCCAAAUAUCUAAAUUUGUGUUCAGGUGAUGGAAAAAAAUCUUUAUGUAAAUGUCAGAAAUGUCAUAAAAUGCAAAAAAUAAGGUGAACUUCAAAUCAGAUGAAUCUUCUACAAACUAAACAAAAAGUGGAAUUUGUUCAUCGGGUAAAAAAAACUACAAUUUGAACUUGAAUCCACUACUCCAGAUGUUAUACAGCUGCUGCCUGAAAAACUUGUGCUCCACUUGCUAACAUCCUAUUUGAAUGUUUGGAGUUGAUUUCCAGCUGGUUUUCUGAUCCUAUCAAGAACAUUUUUCAUUACAGUUUGACAUGAUGUGCAAAGUGAGGUUCUGUGUCAGAGUGACUUUGGACUGGAACGAUUGUUUUUAUGAAAAAACGAUUGCAUUAAAGGAGAAACAUCAAACAGUAA